UGCGUCACCGUCACUGCCUGCUUAACGGCCUGUCGUGCUCCACUUAUCGGCCAGCAUGUCGGCCGGGGGAUCUGAAGCCGCUACGGAGCUGGAAGCGACAGACGAGAAGUCAGAGGCUGAGGAGGAGCAAGAGGAACCUAGAGAAGCGGCUCACGGCAGCAAGAAGCGGGUGGUGCCAGGUAUCGUGUACCUGGGUCACAUUCCCCCGCGCUUCCGACCCUUACACGUACGCAACCUCCUUAGCGCCUAUGGGGAGGUCGGGCGCGUGUUUUUUCAGGCUGAAGACAGGUUUGUGAGACGCAAGAAGAAGGCAGCAGUGGCCUCAGGAGGAAAGAAGGGAUCCAAGUACAGCAAGGACUAUACCGAGGGCUGGGUGGAGUUCCGGGAUAAGCGCAUAGCCAAGCGCGUGGCUGCAAGUUUGCACAACACACCCAUGGGUUCCCGCAGGCGCAGCCCCUUCCGCUAUGACCUGUGGAACCUCAAGUACUUGCACCGUUUUACUUGGUCUCACCUCAGUGAACACCUUGCCUUUGAGCGCCAGGUACGCAGGCAGCGCCUGAGAGCCGAGGUUGCCCAAGCCAAGCGUGAGACUGACUUCUAUCUUCGGAGCGUGGAGCGCGGACAACACUUCCUUGCUGCUGAUGGGGACCCUGCUCGCCCAGACAGCUCCUGGACUUUUGCCCAGCGUCCCACUGAGCAGGAGCUGAGAGCCCGGAAAGCAGCACGGCCAGGAGGGCGUGAACGGGCUCGCCUGGCUACUGUUCAGGAACAGGCCCGCUCCAACAGAGGGCUCCUUGCUAGGAUCUUUGGAGCGCCACCACCAUCAGAGAAUACAGAGGGACCUUCUCCAGUGAAGGACUCCUGAGGGGCAGGAAGGCUCCUUUAUCUCCUGGCCCUGCUUCCUGCCUACCUUAUAUGAGAUGGACUGCCCAGUCAGACAUUUUCUGUGUGAGGGACCAGAAGUCUUUGAUGAGGACCCCAGUGUGGAAGUUUUGUGGGCCUCAUUGUCCCUCUUGUUCAACUUCUGUAAGUGCCUGGCUGAGGCACCUUAUUCAUACUAGUGUGACUGUGACUGUUGCAGAUGCCGGUUUUAUUUGUUUGACUUUUGAUUGCCUGUCUGUUGCCCAGUGGAGUCCUCUAAAAAGCCCAUGCUUGGCCCAGCUGUGGGCUUUAUUUCCAGCUAGAGUGAUAAUGGCCUAGCAUUCUUGUGUUAUUUAUUGACACAAGUAAGGCAGCAGCAACAUCAUUUUUAUUUAGAAAAUCUUAACAGGAAUAAGAGAUAAUGGGUUGGAUUGGGUUGAGACUUUCUCUAAAUAUAUUUAUGAAAAAUAAAAUAAUAUUUUUUGUAUGCUUA
Cavia porcellus (domestic guinea pig) is the source of this 1354-nucleotide messenger RNA. It is a transcript of the gene Abt1, whose product is annotated as activator of basal transcription 1. Gene Ontology annotation, molecular function: RNA binding. The record is from RefSeq and is a predicted model, not a curated record. Gene Ontology annotation, cellular component: nucleolus. Gene Ontology annotation, biological process: small-subunit processome assembly; endonucleolytic cleavage to generate mature 5'-end of SSU-rRNA from (SSU-rRNA, 5.8S rRNA, LSU-rRNA); endonucleolytic cleavage in ITS1 to separate SSU-rRNA from 5.8S rRNA and LSU-rRNA from tricistronic rRNA transcript (SSU-rRNA, 5.8S rRNA, LSU-rRNA). The coding region runs from base 56 to 865 and encodes 269 amino acids. The transcript has 3 exons. NCBI's taxonomy places the organism in Eukaryota, Metazoa, Chordata, Mammalia, Rodentia, Caviidae.